AUGCGGCGCCGAAGAACAACCGGGCUGACGGAGUCUGGAGUUCCUGACAAGGAGCUGGCCAAUGCGGACGCUAGUCGUCAUAACCAUGACGAUCAACUAACUGCGAGAGACCUCGCGUCUCGACUAAGUCGGAUUGAGCAUCAGCUAAGCCUAGUCUUGGAGUCAGUAGGCCGCGACAAAGACAGAUCCGUUGGCAAAGAGCCGGGAACCGAUAGAUCAAGUCACCUACGGGAGGCUAAUGUCCGACGGCCCAUCACCUCUGAUUUCUCGAAUGCGGUUAGAUCCCAAGUACCGGCUUUCUCGGGUGAAUCUUCUAUUAACCACACCCUCGACCAAAUUGAGGGCUAUCUGGAGCGUACAGAUGCCACGUAUGAUAAUGCAGAGCAUCCCAUGUCCUGUCAGGCGUCAGGAAUAUCUUUAACUGCGCCAGGUUCCCCGCUAGCUGGCUCUAGGGAGACGCGUGAGGCAGUCGAUAUACGAAAAAUCUUGAAUGCAUAUGGCAUCGAUCCACGGAAAGAAGAAUGGGAUGGAUACAUGCACACUUUCUGUGAAGAAGUGCAUAUCCUAUACCCUUUCCUCCACAUUCCGAGCCUGUGGGCCAAUUAUGCAAACAUGUGGAAUUCUGGUUUUUCUUCCACGGAGCAUGAGUUUCAGGGAAGCAAGGAUUACUGGAUAAUGGUCGCUCAGGUAUGGGUUUGUAUCGCACUCGGAAGGUGUACGGAAUCCCCUCGGCUGUGUAGUGAGGAGGGCAAACACUCUGCUGGGUGGAGCAUCUUCGAGGCAGCAACGGACCUUAUUGGGGACCUUGUAGGUUGUUUUCGGGCGUGCUCAAGGCCUACGAUUAUCUUGCAAACUUACGCGUUAAUGGUGGUCUAUCUCUUUCGACUCGACGCAAAUGAAAGAGCGGAGAAAUUCUUAGCGCUUGCUAUCUCGCAUGCACAUUAUCUAGGCUUUCAUCGGUCCAAGGUUGUCCGACGUAUGCCAGUUUUCAACGAUGAAAUGAUUCGGCGGCUAUGGUGGUCUCUUUAUGCCCUUGAUCGCCGGUUAGCAAUCGAAACGGGCCAUCCAUUCCUAAUACAAGAUGUGAAUGUUGAUGCUCCUCAUCCCCAGGACCUGGACGAUGACUGGCUCACCCAGCAUAAGGAAGACCCCAAGACAAGCAAUGAGCUGGAAAGCGACAUCAAAGCAGCACUUUCCCAAGAUUCCAUUACACCAAUCCCGUACCUAUGUGCCACCAUCCGCUAUUCACGUGUCGUGGGGAAGAUAUGGGAGGCAAUCUACGGGGCCAAUAUGACAGAUGUCAUCCCCAGCUCAAGUUUACUAGAAUACCUAGACCAGCUCAUAUCCAGUGCCCAAGUGGAAGUAGGACCAGAGUUUUCCGAUAGUCACCACGCCGAGCCGCCAAAUCUUGAGCGAAGGAAUCCGCUUCGAUGGCUCACCAAGCAGCAGAUGCUGAUGCGAAUUAGAUGGUUAUCUCUCCGCCUCCUCAUCCGAAAACCAAUCUUGCAACAACGAGCCUCACCCCAGGAGUCCAUCGCUGACAUCCUCGAAACCGAAGUCACCUGCAUUCGAAUCGCCUCUAACAUCAUCCAGGAAUUCAAGCAAAUCCCUCAAUACACGGCAUCUGCGUUCCCCUUCCUCCACUCACUAGUCGGGGCCACUGUCGUCACUCUAGGCCUGAUCAUCCGAGAGCCGUCUUUCAAAGCAAUGUACGGCAACAUCACACUCCACGCCGCAAUCUCGCUCGAGAACUACUGCCGCAAGACAUGGGUCUCAGGAAAGAUGAUCCGAACAAUCCGGAGGCUGAAUCAGAUAACUUCAUCCGUUCUAUCCGAUUCCAGAAAUCAACCCUCGAAGCGUUCCGCGGCGCUACAGCCAUCAUCCCAAAACCAUAUCACGGAUACUAACACGGUCCCUCAGACAACAGCCUGGACAUCGUCCAUGACACUCCCUCCUUCAAAUCACUCAACCCACACAUCCACUGUGCAGGGUAGUUAUAUUCCAAUCUCGGCACUGACGAAUCAAAAUAAAUCUUCUCUCGUGACGAGCUCUAUCCAUGCGUCGCAUCCAAUACCUCCAUUAACACAUCAACAUACCUCUGAAGGAUGGACCGUUACGCCACCAAACCUCGUGACCACUGAUUUUGACUUUGAGCAAAGUCUUACCAGUGAUAUUAUACCGGGUGGUCCUGUCCAUGGAUGGAUGGUCGGAACACGGCCAAGUGAGGUCCAGGAUGGAACUGCAUAUAUGGAGAUGGGAUGGUUGGAGUCUUUGUUUGGGAUUGAUAUAGGAUCCAAUGUCAUGCUUCCGCCUGAGGGUUAG
Aspergillus nomiae NRRL 13137 is the source of this 2322-nucleotide messenger RNA. RefSeq names its product fungal specific transcription factor domain-containing protein. NCBI's taxonomy places the organism in Eukaryota, Fungi, Ascomycota, Eurotiomycetes, Eurotiales, Aspergillaceae. Bases 1 to 2322 code for a protein of 773 amino acids. Gene Ontology annotation, biological process: DNA-templated transcription; positive regulation of transcription from RNA polymerase II promoter by galactose. Gene Ontology annotation, molecular function: DNA-binding transcription factor activity, RNA polymerase II-specific; RNA polymerase II cis-regulatory region sequence-specific DNA binding; zinc ion binding. The record is from RefSeq and is a predicted model, not a curated record. Gene Ontology annotation, cellular component: nucleus. The transcript is spliced from 4 exons.